Messenger RNA from Nannochloropsis gaditana CCMP526, 454 nucleotides. It is a transcript of the gene SAP18, whose product is annotated as histone deacetylase complex subunit SAP18. The transcript has 3 exons. Gene Ontology annotation, molecular function: transcription factor binding; transcription corepressor activity. The record is from RefSeq and is a predicted model, not a curated record. Gene Ontology annotation, biological process: negative regulation of DNA-templated transcription. Gene Ontology annotation, cellular component: nucleus. Bases 38 to 454 code for a protein of 138 amino acids.
AAUACGACAGGGCACAACUCGAUAUUCUUGCCAACUGAUGAGCAGUGGAGCAGGUGCGCGUAUCGGCGUCGGGGGGAAUUCUGAUGGCUUGAUAGACCGGGAGAAGGUCACGCCCUCGUUACUCCGCGUCUUCUGGAAAGAGCAUGGGCAUAAUAGCGACCUUGACUAUGGGCGGGAUGGGAAACAACUCCCGGGACGGCAGCUGCAUUUUUACACAUGGCCCGACGCCACCUUGAAGGAGCUAAGCCAGCUCUUGAAAGACGUGGUGCCUUGCGCCCGACGCCGCGGCUCUCGCAUGGAGUUCUCGUUGGUAUACCCAGGGCCGGAGGGGAGGACGCGGAUGCGGAUGGUGGGGUCGGUGCGGAACAGCGGUCGCAGCCCCGAGGACGCGAAAACCUUGCGAGACUGCAAGUACCAGAUUGGCGACCAUCUCGACAUUGCGGUGGAGGACUAA